CACCAGUUACGGAGGAUGUAGCACAUGCAAUGGUGUUCAAAGAAUCAAUAUGGCUGGUAGUGAAUAUGAUGUUAGAUAUCAAGGCAGUAGCAGAUACAAUAGUGGCAAUAGAUAUCAAGGUGGCAGCAGAUAUGGAACUGGUGGAAACGGUAUUGAGUGGAUAAAUAUGGGUAAUAGUGAAGAAGAAAAUGAUAGUGAGGAAAGUAGUAGCAGAAAUGGAGGAGGUAGUAGAUAUGAAAGCAGUAGCAGAUACGAGAGCAAUAGCAGAUAUGAAAGCAAUAACAGGUAUGAAACUGGUGGAAACCGUAUCGAGAGAAUAAAUAUGGCUGGUAGUGAAGAAGAAAGUGGCAGUGAAGAAGAGAGUAACGGAAAUGGAGGCAGAUAUGGAGGUAGUAGUCGAUACGAUGGUAGCAGCCGAUAUGAAAACGGUGACAGAAAUGAGGAUAGUGGCAGAUACGGAGGUGGUGAUAGAUACGAAGGUGGCAGCAGAUAUGAAAGUGGCAGAAGAUUUGAAAGUGGUAGUAGAUAUGAAAGUGGUAGCAGAUAUCAGCCGGACGGAAGAAUACACUGCGUUGGAUGCACAAUCAAUAAUAACAUUGGUAAUGGACGCUACAACAGGAAUGAAGUUAACCUAGCACGAUAUAAAAAAUCUAUCCCUACUACCCCGACCCCUCCUAUUAGAAGGGUAGGGUAGCGCGAACUUAUUAUACAGUUACGUUUUAAAAAGAUUCAAAAUCGAUUUCAGUUUAUACUACUCGUAUAUUGCGGAACAAAAGAUAAGAAUUUUAAAAAUAUUUAGACAUAAGUACAAGAA
Molecule: messenger RNA, 814 nt
Organism: Bicyclus anynana (squinting bush brown)
Lineage: Eukaryota; Metazoa; Arthropoda; Insecta; Lepidoptera; Nymphalidae
Exons: 2
Coding region: 50-694 (214 amino acids)
Source: RefSeq, a predicted model, not a curated record